Molecule: messenger RNA, 3029 nt
Organism: Gadus chalcogrammus (walleye pollock)
Lineage: Eukaryota; Metazoa; Chordata; Actinopteri; Gadiformes; Gadidae
Gene: slc7a9
Product: solute carrier family 7 member 9
Exons: 14
Coding region: 296-1768 (490 amino acids)
Biological process (GO): amino acid transmembrane transport
Cellular component (GO): membrane
Molecular function (GO): L-amino acid transmembrane transporter activity
Source: RefSeq, a predicted model, not a curated record
GCUAAGUUUGGUCAGCACCACUCAGGACUUCUGCUUUUGGAUUGCAUUCUAUUGACCUCAUGAAGUUGAUGUUUUGAAAUACUUCAAGGAGAGUGAGGAACUAGGGGAGGUGUCUCAGGUUAUCUGACUCCCAGGGUGAAAUGAUGUAGUACAGAUGAGGGAAGGUGUCGAAACAUAGACGACGACAGGCAGCUGGGCCUGUGACUGACUUUGUGGGUCGCUGAUAUUAGAUUACUCAAGAAGCUAUGGGGUAUCGCUCUUCAUCCUCCAGCACGGUGAAUUGAAGACCAGCAGCAUGAGAAAGAGGAGGGAUUCCCAAAACGGCUGCGUCCCUAACGAUGGCCAAAAGGCCUCCAUGAAGCACCCUGCGAAGGCUACCGUUCUCCAGAAAGAGGUGAGCCUGCUGAGUGGGGUGUGCCUCAUCGUGGGGACAAUGAUUGGCUCUGGGAUCUUCAUCUCCCCCAAGGCAGUGCUGCUGAACACAGGGGCCGUGGGGCCAUGCCUGCUGGUCUGGGCUUCCUGCGGCCUGCUCUCUACGCUGGGCGCCCUGUGCUACGCCGAGCUGGGGACCAUGAUCACCAAGUCUGGAGGGGAGUACAGCUACCUGAUGGAGGGCUUCGGGCCCGUCGUCGCCUACCUCUACUCCUGGACCACCGCCAUCGUCCUGAAGCCCUCCUCCUUCGCCAUCAUCUCCCUGAGCUUCGCCAAAUACGCCGCCGCACCCUUCUACCCAGGAUGCACCCCUCCCCUCAUCGUCACCAAGUGUCUGGCGGCAGCAUGCAUAUUGCUGAUCACCCUGGUGAACUGCACUAGCGUCCGGCUCGCUAGCUUCGUCCAGAACUUCUUCACCGCGGCCAAGCUGAUGAUCAUCUUCGUCAUCGUGGUCUCCGGCCUCGUCAUGUUGGCACAAGGACACACCGAAAACUUUUCCAACUCCUUUGAGGGUGGCUCGACCUCGUUCGGCACCAUCGGACUUGCGUUUUACAACGGGCUCUGGGCGUAUGAUGGAUGGAAUCAACUGAACGUUAUCACAGAGGAACUGAAGAAUCCAUACCGGAACCUACCGUUGGCUGUCCUGAUAGGGAUUCCCCUGGUGUCGGCUUGCUACGUGUUGGUCAAUGUGUCCUACUUCACUGUGAUGACCACCACAGAGGUUCUGCAGUCGUCAGCAGUUGCUGUGACCUAUGGGCACCGGGUCUUACAUCCGGUGUCCUGGAUCGUUCCUCUGUUCGUGGUCUUCUCCACCUUCGGCUCAGCCAAUGGGAGCUGCUUCACUGCUGGCAGACUGACCUACGUGGCUGGUAGGGAGGGUCACAUGGUGAAGAUCCUGUCCUACAUCAGCCUGCGGCGCUACACCCCGGCCCCUGCACUCAUGUUCAAUGGUCUUCUGGCCUUGUUCUACAGCAUUCCCGCCGACAUCGAGGUCCUCAUAAACUACUUCAGCUUCGCCCAGUGGGCGUUCUACGGCCUCACUGCGUUGGCUCUCAUCGUCAUGCGCUUCACCCGCAAGGAUCUGCCAAGGCCAGUCAGGAUACCUAUAGUGUUUGCAGUCCUGAUGGUGCUCAUAUCUUGCUACCUGGUCCUGGCUCCCAUCAUUGACAAACCAGAAAUGGAGUACCUCUACUGCACCAUGUUCAUCUUCAGCGGACUGGUCCUCUACUAUCCAUUUGUGUACCGCAAGGUGCGCUGGCUUAACAAGUACAUUGAGCCUAUAACCAUGCAUCUCCAGCUGUUGAUGGAGGUUGUUCCUCCGGAAAAUGUCCAAUGACAAUGGAGGGACCAGAAAUGUUCCAAUGACAAUGGACACUCAAGACUCAAAUGACUUGAAGCUUUUCCCCAUCUUCGCUCAUCCCAUCUUUGACAUUGGUGCCAAUUCAGAAUAUUUUGUUAAUCCCGUGGGAAAUUCGUCAUGGAUCUACGCAGUAGCCUCUGUAAGUCUGCUAGAGGAAUUUAUACGACAACGGUGCAACCACCUUUUCUUAAAUGAACUCCAAAGAAAAUUAUCCAAUGGAUUCCAGCCUUGGAAACUAAUGAAAGAUCUUGAUCAAAGAGUAUUGGACAGCGAGGUCCAGCUCACUGCAGAGUCCAUGGCAUCUUUUACCCCGUGAAAGAUGGAGGGUACAUUAAUUCUUAGAAUUAUUAAAAACUAGACUUUAUACUGGGGCUUUCCCUAUUAUGGUCAACUCCUCAUGGUGAAAACCUGAACAAGGUCAAGUCAUACAAGCGCCUUUCAAACAUGUAGCCCGAUGUGGAUCAAACUGUGUUUCAAAAAUCAAAGAUACAAACAUAUUUGACUGUCGAUUGAUUUGGUAAAUUAUUUCUCUAAUAAAAGUACUAAAAGACAAGGAAAGUUAAUAAGAUAAAUAAUUUGCCAAUCAAUCAUAAACAUUCACAUGUGUUUGUAUGUUUGAUUAUUCAUGUUAUUUAAUCUAUUCCGCUCAUUUCCCUGCAUAAGACCACUUCUGUCACGACCAUGUGGGAAACAUGCUGUAACAUAAUUGGCACAAUAAUGUUACAGAUUUCCCCAUAUGCAUUUCAAUGUCUUUCACUGUCACUAUGUUAUUUCCUUUAUAUCUUUGCAAUGUAAACGUACCAUACAGAACUCUGACAUUUCAUAAUCUUCAGGUCCUAGGACUAGGACCAUUUUCUUUUCAUUUCAAUGGGUAGACUAUGCAUCACUUUGCUGCCGUCAUUUAAAGCAUCACAAAUGUUUUGCAAUGGCUUUGUUGUGGAUUUUCCUGUGUGCCUGCUGACACUUUGGAAAUCAAAUGUUUACUUUGUUGAAAUUUAUUCAAAAGUAUGUCGAUGUCACUACUGUAAGUAGGCUCAAACACCAUUGGGUUAACUCAUUUGGUAAUAUAUUAUGACUUCACAGACAUUUAUGGAUGUAAAAACCUCUUAGAUUGCAACUUUCAGACUGUUUGGUGCAUCUGGUGUUUAGUGUUGGAUUAGAAGAACAUGUAAGAAGUAGUUUCUGGAUGGGUCCCAAUUAUCAGUAUAAGUAUGAUCAUUUGUUUGAUGAUGUUUGC